This is a messenger RNA of Melanotaenia boesemani (Boeseman's rainbowfish), 846 nucleotides long. RefSeq lists its product as uncharacterized. Bases 30 to 743 code for a protein of 237 amino acids. The record is from RefSeq and is a predicted model, not a curated record. The transcript is spliced from 4 exons. Lineage: Eukaryota; Metazoa; Chordata; Actinopteri; Atheriniformes; Melanotaeniidae.
UCCGUUGUACCACCCCAGAGGAAGGAGACAUGAAUCUCCGAGCAGAGAUGUCCUGCGGUCACGCUGUCACCCCGGAGUCUCUCACCGGGUGGUGUCGCAGCCUGCUGGAUCAGGGCCAGUACAAAUUCAAGUGUCCCGCGUUAAAGGAAGGUACCCUGCAGCAGUGUGGUACUGUGUGGACUUAUCAAGAAGUGCGCCGGCUUGCAGUGCUUUCACCUGAAGAAAUGCGUGACUUUGAACAGAAAAUGGCCCGCCUGGCUACUGCACAGUUCUGUGACUGUAAAUCAUGUCCUGGUUGCAAAACUUACAUAGAGAGAGAGGACCCAGCUAACCUCAGCGUGCAGUGCACGGUGUGCACGGCUGACAAGAAGAAAGUGUACAAGUUCUGUUGGCAGUGUUUGAAGCCGUGGAAAGGUAAAGCUCCACGCUCUGAUCGCUGCGACAAUGAUGGCUGCAUCAACCAAGACCUCGAAUUCCUGAGGACCUGCAAGACCACUGCUCUCCCUCAUGUGGAGGGGGUCACCGACUGCCCCUCUAUCCGGGCCUGUCCCACCUGCGGUCAAAAGGUGGAGUAUGACAAGACGGGCUGCAAGAACAUAAUCUGCCCCUGCUGCCAGGUAGAGUUCUGCUUUGUGUGCCUGAAGCUCACUCCUGAGUGCCUGAAGACCAGCUCCUACUUCAUCCCCUGCAGCGAUGGUGUGGCUCCCAGACAAACAUCCAUACCUGUGUGGCACAGAGACUAAAUACAUGCAUGCUUCAGUUUUAGCAUCUCGAGAAACUAAAACUGUUACAAACCAACUUGUUCAUGUUCAUUAAGAGAAUAAAGCUUAACUGCUGUGUUCCUUU